This is a messenger RNA of Prorocentrum cordatum, 2488 nucleotides long. NCBI's taxonomy places the organism in Eukaryota, Dinophyceae, Prorocentrales, Prorocentraceae. The record is from the annotation of a GenBank genome assembly.
UAUGGAUACGAUGUGCAAGGAGUCUCUGGGGGAUGGAUCACUUUUGUAAGGGGUGACCGAACAGGGACCGUCUCGUGGUUGCGGGCAUGUCUUGCUGUGGGGACCGCGUUCACGGAUACGGAUCCGUCCCUCAGAUGGCAGUUGCGCCUGCGAUGCACAGAAGUGCGUCCAGACCACGAGACUUCAAGCACACUCGCCAUCGUCGGACACAUUCUCUCGUCCGACCCAAAGACGUUUUUAGGUUGCCCUGAAGCCGGCCCGACCCUUCCACCUACCGCCAAAUCCCCCGACCAGAAGCGUCCGCCCGUCUCCGCGCGCCCUGCUCGCCCAGCAUGCAGCGCCUGAGCGCCCUCGCGCGCCACGUCGUGGCCCCGGGUGCGCAACCGGAGCCGCAGCAGCAGCUGCGGCCCGCGGGAGCCGCUGGAGCGCCCAGGAAGAAGGUGUGGUACGCACCUUACAAGUUCGAGGCGUACGGCGAAGAGGAGAUCCAGGAGGUCGUCGCCUGCCUGCGCGACGGGUGGCUCGCGCCAGGGCCUCGCACGGAGGAGUUCGAGGGCAAAGUGGCCGAGAUUUUUGGGAAGAAGCACGGGGUCAUGGUCAAUUCUGGGAGCUCUGGCAACAUGAUCGCGCUGGCGACCCUCGGCCUAGAGAAAGGAGACGAGGUGGUUACACCCGCCUGCACGUUCUCCACGGCCGUGGCACCGAUCACGCAGCUUGGAUUGACUCCAGUCUUCGUGGACGUGACGCCCAACAAGUACGUGCCCGAGGUGGACGACAUCUUGGCGGCGAUCACGCCCAGAACCAGGGUGCUGCUGAUACCCAAUCUGGCCGGGAGCAAGUGCGAUUGGAAGGAUCUCCGCGCUAGGCUCCCGAAGCGCGAUCCACCCAUUUACCUCUUCGAGGACUCUUGCGAUAGUAUCACGUACACUGCGGAGACCGAUAUAGCGGUGAUCUCCUUUUACGCGUCGCACAUCAUCACCGCUGGAGGCAUGGGCGGGGUCGUCAUGUUCAACGACCCCGUGUUGCAGGAGAAGGCCCUCAUGUUCCGCGACUGGGGCCGGAUCGGGAACAAUUCGGAAGAUAUGUCUGAGAGGUUCGGCCACAACGUCGAUGGCAUAGAGUACGAUUUCAAGUUCCUCUAUGGUGUCUUGGGCUACAACAUGAAGGCUUGCGAGAUGAACGCCGCUUUCGGGCUCGCGCAGCUGAAGAAGCUCAAGAGGUUCACCGAGCUCCGGGCCCGCAAUAUCAACAGGUAUUGCGAGAACCUCAAGCGGGCGGGCACGCGGUUCGUGCUGCCUGACCGGCACGAGGAGUAUGAUUGGCUUGCUUUUCCUCUGCUGUAUCACGAUAGGAAGGGCGUGCUUCAGUAUUUGGAGAGCAACGACGUGCAGAUUCGCGUGUUCUUCGCUGGAAACAUCACGCGCCAUCCAGCGUACCGCCAGUACUUGCAAACGUUUCCUGGGGCUGACAGGGUGAUGAAGGAGGGCUUCCUGAUCGGCGCGCACCAUGGCUUGGAGCUUGAGGACAUCGACCGCGUCUGUGAGCUCCUGAUUGAAUAUGACAAAAAGAACGGCGCGGUGGAAAUGGCUGCAACGCUUGACACCAACCUCAAGGAGAGAGACUCCGUCACGCUGGACCUGUGAGCAGAUCCAGGGGGCAAGACGCCACCAGCGUUAUGUUUGCACGACUUUCGUACAUAAAUCUAGAAUGAAGGGAGACGAGGCCCUGAUCGCCAGGCCUGUGUUCUGCCAGCUGCCUCGCCGAGGGCGCCACGUCUGUCCCGCCAGUUUUUGCCGAGGGCAGAUGCGCCCACAAGGUGACACGCCAAUGUCCAGCACGGCGGAUGGGAGUGUCACCCAGUGUGGAGGCAGAGUCAGGUUGUCGGAUUCUGACACUUUUUCAUUUUCCAUGGGCUUGGGCGCAUCGUACAGCAGCGCCUCUGUCGCUUAGUUUUCUCACCGCGAAUCGAGGGAGGAGGACGGCGGAGGGUGGGACAUCGGGAGAGAGACGCGCGACGAGUGGGGCGUAGCCAGGGCGGGAAAGAAUGCAGCGCGCGCGCGUGCGUUCCAUUCCGUAGGCCUUGGCGGCGAAGGGCCACGCGAUGUUAGGGUUGCCGACUUGGUUGUAUGACUUACCCCGGUCCCCAGUGCCAGUAUGUCACUUGCCCAUAGCGUUGCUGGGCAUGCUCUUCUGACUUCGGUCGUAGCCUCUCCCGUCUGUAUUAUAUAUUGCGCUGGGAUCUCCUCACACCGACGUCCACGCACACUGUGAAUCGCAGAUUAGGUUGCCCCCUGCUGCCUGGGCCAUCAGAGUACAAAGUCAUAGUUUUUUCUUGCGGUAGGUAUGGUGUUGGCUUGCCGCGGACACGGUGGCCCGUGCCACGGGCUCAGUUGCCUGCGCCUCGUCCAGAGCGCGCGGACGCUGGCACAUGCCAGACAGCCUGGAACUUAGGCCGCUCGUCGGGAAGGAGCCAAUCAACCGCUGUUGC